CCUGCGGGCAGCCCGAUGCGGGACUCGAUCCCGGGGCUCCGCGAUCGCGCCCUGGGCCGAAGGCGGCGCUCAGCCGCGGGCCCCCCCGGGCGGCCCAGUUGUGAUGAUUUUGCGCCCAGAGUGGCGGUCCCCCGAGAGGACGCGAGGGGCCGGAUGGGAACCUUUCGCCCCAAGAGAACAAAGCACAAGUUAUACCAAAGUCCAGUACGUGUAGAGGAAACCGGUGCAUGUUCGUUUGGGCUCGGAGAUCGGUUAUAUUUUGCUACUUUAAGGAAUAGACCAAAAAGCACAGUAAAUACCCACUAUUUCUCCAUCGAUGAGGAGCUGGUCUAUGAAAAUUUUUAUGCAGAUUUUGGACCUCUGAACUUGGCAAUGGUGUACAGAUACUGCUGUAAACUAAACAAGAAACUGAAAUCAUACAGUUUAUCAAGAAAGAAAAUAGUGCACUACACCUGUUUUGAUCAACGGAAAAGGGCAAAUGCAGCAUUUUUGAUAGGUGCUUAUGCCGUAAUCUAUUUAAAGAAGACACCAGAAGAAGCCUACAGAGCACUCCUAUCUGGCUCAAACCCCCCCUAUCUUCCGUUCAGGGAUGCUUCCUUUGGAAAUUGCACUUAUAAUCUCACCAUCCUCGACUGUUUGCAGGGAAUCAGAAAGGGAUUACAACAUGGAUUUUUUGACUUUGAGACAUUUGAUGUGGAUGAAUAUGAACAUUAUGAGCGAGUUGAAAAUGGUGACUUCAACUGGAUUGUUCCAGGAAAAUUUUUAGCAUUUAGUGGACCACAUCCAAAAAGCAAAAUUGAAAAUGGCUAUCCUCUUCACGCCCCUGAAGCCUACUUUCCUUAUUUCAAAAAGCAUAACGUGACUGCAGUUGUGAGACUGAACAAAAAGAUUUACGAGGCCAAGCGCUUCAUAGAUGCCGGCUUUGAGCACUAUGACCUCUUCUUCAUAGACGGCAGCACGCCCAGCGACAACAUCGUGCGCAGGUUCCUGAACAUCUGUGAGAACACGGACGGGGCGAUCGCUGUCCACUGCAAAGCUGGUCUUGGAAGAACAGGGACGUUGAUUGCCUGUUAUGUCAUGAAACACUACAGGUUUACACAUGCUGAAAUAAUUGCUUGGAUCAGAAUAUGCCGACCAGGCUCCAUUAUAGGACCCCAGCAGCACUUCUUGGAAGAAAAACAGGCAUCGUUAUGGGUCCAAGGAGACAUUUUCCGAUCCAAACUGAAAAAUAGACCGUCCAGUGAAGGAAGUAUUAAUAAAAUUCUUUCUGGCUUGGAUGAUAUGUCUAUUGGUGGAAACUUAUCUAAAAUACAAAAUGUGGAAAGAUUUGGAGAGAAUAACUUAGAAGAGGAUGAAGAUGUGGAAAUGAAAAAUAGUAUAACCCAAGGAGACAAACUACGUGCCUUAAAAAGUCAGAGACAGCCGCCACGCUCCUCACCAUCCUGUGCAUUUAGGUUGGAUGAUAUGAAAGGGCACCCAAGAGCAGUGUCCCAGCCUUUCAGAGUGACUUCGUCCCCUCAAGGAUCUGUAUCUACUUUGAAGACCUCAAAAGUGGCUUUGUCUCCUUCAGCAACGGCCAAGAGGAUAAACAGAAGCUCUUUGUCCUCAGGUGCCAGUGUCAGAAGCUUUUCCAUAAACUCCCGGCUAGCCAGUUCUCUAGGGAACUUGAACGCUGCAACAGAGGAGCCAGAGAACAAAAAGGCCUCCUCGUCCUCUAAGACGGGUUUCAUAGCCAGCCCGUUCACCAACCUCUUGAACGGCAGCUCCCAAACACCUGCCAGAAAUUACCCUGAGCUCAACAACAACCAGUACAGCAGAAGCAACAGCAGCAGUGGGAGCUCCCUGAGCAGCCAGCCGAACCCCCAGAGCAUCAAGACGGAGGAGCACCCCACCAUCCUCCGACCCUCCUACACCGGCCUCUCUUCUUCCUCAGCGAGAUUCCUGAGCCGUUCAAUCCCCUCCCUUCAGUCUGAAUAUGUUCAUUACUAAGGCCCCGCCACUCCGGUGAAAGCCGUCCCUCUCUUACACACAGUGUCUUCACCUGGACGAGCAAUGUAGAGAGAAAGCAGCUGCUUGUCGGAGGAGUCUUUCUGCCUUCUCACCUUAAAUUCAGGAGAGCGCUAACAUAAGACCUUCAAGAGACUUGAAACCAGAAAACUCUGGCUAAUGACUACUACAAAUGCACUGAAACUAUGUGUAUGGCGAUGUCCACACUUUUUAAGACAGUUGUAAUGUUGAAUUUGGUAUUUUGAAAGACUAUUUUUAAUGUAUUUCGGUAAUACAUUUGUUAUUACACUUACAUGUACAGUGUUACAUUAUUAUGUAUGUAUGGUGAACUUUAAAAGACUAUUUUGAUAAAUUUAUAAAUAUAUAAAAUUAUGUAAAAACUAGACUAUAUUUUGACUUAGAUUUCUUGUUGUUUGCUACCAAAAAUUUGUAUUUUGAAUUUGUUUAGUAUGGCUUUGUCUACAAUGAAUAUAUAAUUCCUCUUUAUUAACAGAAAGUAAGGGAGAAAGUUUUUGGAAAGUGAUUUUUAUGUUCCCACUAUAAAUAUGGCAGAUCAGUUCAUUCCUUUGAGAAGUCAAUCUAAUAUAAUGAGUUUUUCCAAGCUGAUCUGUGGCAAGAGGAGGACGAUCGAUCAUUUGAUAUGGCUUUGUUAGACCAUUUCCUUUCCCUUUGUUUUUGUCACUGAGCCAUUUAGUUUUGCAUCCUUGUGGGGCUUUCACAAAAUUUAACAUCCAUUUGGAGAUCCGAAUUCAUUGAAUCUUUCUCCUGAUGCGCUGAAAACACGGUUUUGCUCUAUGCAAUGACUCAACAUUCCACAUGCUUUUAUUUCUUUCCUCCUCUCACAAGAGCCCUUAACACAGUUAGGACAUUCUGCUUUUGGUACGAGGUUGUUGUCUGUAACCACAUAUGGUCUGGCACCAGUUUUUUAAAUCAAUGAAGAGAGAAAACCGAAAAAAGAUGCUGCUAAGUAGUUCUCUGGAUCAAAGGAGAUGUGUUUGAAACAGAUUAUAAAUACCUAACACACAAGCCAGCAUAUCAGAAACCUGACAGUGAAAACGAAGGGACUCCUUGCAGGUACUCACAGCCCUUUUGCGAGAAGUGUAAUCUUAGUGUAGCCCUGAGAAGCCUGGAGGCUUCAGUGCCUGAUUGUCAGAGUGGACUACUCACACAGUCAAUGGAUCCGUAUGAAGUGCUUCACUCUCAACCACUGAGUUAUUUAUAAUCUAUUUAUUAGGAGAGGGUACCUUGAGGCUGUUAUACAUGCUUCAACAAAACAUCUUGUUCGUGUUUUACAUUUCAAAAAGGCAUUUGAAUGACUGUUUGGCUCAGGUUCAUUACUUAAACUUCAGUAACUGCAGUACCAAGUAAUUGCACUAAGCUGACGGAAAAAAAUGAAUUGUAGGUCUUAGGAGUCAAAAAUUAAAGGAAGUGGAAUUAAAUUGUCUACCUUUUCUAAAGCUGAAAUAGUAAAAUAUUUUAUUAUGAGUUCCUGUAAAAAAUAGAUUGGUUAGUUGUAUAGAAAGAUGAUAGUAUUUUUAAAAAAUUAUCAGUGAAAAGUAAUUCAGAUGAUGCUUGAAGUGGGGAAAAGGGAAUCAUAUUGACAGUUGUUGUUCUGUGAACACUAGUGUGCAGCUAUUAAAAUGAUUGUAAAAUUGACUACUAUAAAUUUUCCAUAAUUAUGUGUGGUAUAUUAGUCAUGUAUCUACAUGUGUAUGUCUUAAAGUUAUUUGUACACAUGGAGAUACUUAGACAAACCAAGAAGCAUAUGUAUAUAAUAUAGAAAGUAUAUAGCAAAGUAAUUCUACUCCAGAAAUAAAAAUUGCUGACAUGUAUUUUGUUACAAAUAGUUUACCUUCCAAAAGAUAUUUUGUUCUAUCUUAAAGUGUAGAAGAAUGCACUGCUAAUAAAUAAUAAAAGUUUUAUGCAAUCUGUUUUCCCUGACUUUUAUAAUUUGGAUUUUGAGUUAUCAAUGUACUGAAGUCUCUUUAUAAUUUUAUACUUGAUCCAAUCUGGUUGGUGCCUUUCAAGUUUCACAGGCUCUUCCUUCUGGAUUUUUAGUUUAUCUUUUAUUAACUCUCCAGGUUGUGGCCAUUUUUUGAAGUAUAUGACAGUGAGCACAAAGAAAUCUUAUACUUCGCUUUUCACAAAAGACAGAUGAUGUCAGGCUCUUGCUGUCUUUUUCUAUAUAAUUUUCCUUUCUGUUAAUAAAACACUGAUUGUGAUCAGA
Molecule: messenger RNA, 4234 nt
Organism: Canis lupus familiaris (dog)
Lineage: Eukaryota; Metazoa; Chordata; Mammalia; Carnivora; Canidae
Gene: CDC14A
Product: cell division cycle 14A
Exons: 16
Coding region: 16-1989 (657 amino acids)
Biological process (GO): positive regulation of cytokinesis; microtubule cytoskeleton organization; cilium assembly
Cellular component (GO): mitotic spindle; nucleolus; centrosome
Molecular function (GO): protein tyrosine/serine/threonine phosphatase activity; protein serine/threonine phosphatase activity
Source: RefSeq, a predicted model, not a curated record